Molecule: messenger RNA, 3417 nt
Organism: Varroa destructor (honeybee mite)
Lineage: Eukaryota; Metazoa; Arthropoda; Arachnida; Mesostigmata; Varroidae
Source: RefSeq, a predicted model, not a curated record
GUCACCGCAUUUGCAGUUAUUAUCGCUUGGGCUUAUUAGAUUUUUUUUUUUAUAGAAAUGUUGAUUGUAUUUUGUUUCUCGGUUUGAGUGGAGCGACAACGAAUUGACGCUGAAGUCGUGGUGAUGAAAUCACUGAUGGGUCAUAGCGUCUCUAAUCUAGCUUUGUCGAUUGUUAUCUCCUAAACCGCUUAAGGAUAAUCUGCCAGUUAAAGGGAGAACGCCUGAAAACGGAUUACGAUUCUGUGGCCAUUUCAGACUGUGGCGCCAAUGGUGGCUACCACAAUUAGUCAAGCCGAUUUCGAAAAGGGGGAUUAGAUCACGUUCAAAAAAUGUCCCGUGAUAUUUAUCACUGCGGCUUGAACUAAUAUCGACGCAAGCUUCUCUCUAGUGUUUUUAAUGUAGUUUACUGUAGCAUCGAAGUUUUGCGGACAGGCGAAGUACGGGACAGUGUGCUAAAAAAGAGUCUAUAGUGUACGCUGAGGACUACUGAAAGAGUGCGACAUCCGUGUUUUAUGUGAAUUCAUUAGAGAAUUUUGCCUUUCAGCGACGAUCGUCUCUGUUCAUUAACAAAUCGAGGUGGAAUUAUAGCUAGAAAAUUGCGGCACCAUUUAAGUCCACCAGGUCGUUGGAAACAUUCACAUACACCUAAGGAUACCAUAACGGAUAUCGUAAGGACGAACAAACUACGCCAAGAUGGAGACGCUGAAUUCAAGGGAGCGACGGAAGUCGUCGCAGGGAUUGAAACUAACAAAAGACCUCAUCGGAACACCGUUUAAUUUCAACCACGUCCAAGGAGUCUAUCGAGAUUCGCCGGAACAAUUCAUUAUCGAAGGAGUUCAUGAUCUCCACUCGUUGGAGAUCCUUCAGAACAACCUAAUCCGAGCGAAUAGACAGAAGGAAAAUUCCAACAGUCUGGCACAACUCACAGCUCACGCUCACGCUCAUAACAACAACAACAGAUCUUUGCAAGAGGACGACGAAGGCUCGGGUGAUUCGGGUGAAUCCGAGCUUGAGUUAAUGAUGUCCGAAGACUUCCUCGAGCCGAGCUCGAAUGGUGCUCCGAAACCUCGAAAGCCCUUACGACGCAAAGUGCUCCAAGGGCCGCAUCAGAAGCGGCGUCAGUCGGCGCCAGUGACUGUUUCGAGUGCUCGCUCGGAAGCAUCUACUGGAGGAAUAUCCAUCGACCGAGACUGCAAUCGGCCAUCGUCACCAGAUCUUGAGCUGCGCGAUCCGGCCUUUUUCGACUCACUGCUGUCUGACAAUGGCUCACCACGAUCCGAACCAUGCUUUUCGUUCAUCUUUGACCCGCCGUACAGUCCACCGCCGCCCUCAUUCUGGAGCCUUCCGAAUUCGGCAUUCUCGAGAGGUGGCAAGCGUCAAGGAUCAACUGACAGCUAUACGACGUCUUCGACCCCGCAUUCUGAUUCACCGUCGGAGUGCGUCUACACCUACGCCGAGUGUGGCAGUACCACGUUGAGUAAUCGAGAUACUCGAUCAUCGUCGUUGUCACUCUCCUCAUCGACGACGCGACAUUCUUCCGAGGACGAAGAGGUCCUUCUAGUUUCGUCAGCGGCCAUUGAUCCUGGUCUUCACCGAUCGUCUCAUGGGCAGUCUGCCCAUUCCCACGUGUCCGGCUUAAAUCCGUCAUCGCACCGCACAUCCCACGCGCCUUCAAUGGGGGCCCGUUCCGCAACGACGAUAGGUUUCUCGGGGCAUCGAGCAUCAUUAAUAGGCGCUGGAACAGCCGCAUUAGGAAAUUCGAUAGGACUGGCGCCGACCAUGACGGCGCAAAUUCCUCAUUUCGCAAAAUGCACUCCACGCAUCACCAAAGUGUAGCUCUCGAAUAUAAUCAUAAUGAUAAUAAUAAUAAUCACUCCCUCACUCACUUCUGUUGAAAUCAUUAGUGCUUUUGAUACAAGUAGAGUUGGACCGCCAUAUAGGUUAUUCUAAGACAAAUCAUGAAAAUCCUGUUCAAGGGAUGUUACGCCGGUAAGAGUACAGUGAGGUGAAGUUGAGACAUCGGAACACUGAUCAAGCUGCCCAGGUUUAUGCAAGCUCAGUUCGAAGGAUUCAAGCGAAUAUAUAACUAUAGCAACAUUUAUAGGGAGCAAAUCUUGUUGAGUGAUACCGUUGCCAUCUGGCGCUUACCUGACGCGACCGCGUACCAAAGUAUAAAGGCAUGGGAUGCAUCGCAAUCAAUGCACGCUUCACAUUUGAAACAUGUUCUUCGACAACGAAUUGUGUCUUCUAAACACUCUAGUUCCCAUACAUAAAAGUACAACAACGGCAACAGAUGCUAUGUGAAUUAAUUAUUGCGGAAGGCGCAGUUUGAAAUGGGUAAUAAUGGCCCUGGUAAUGAAACAAAUGAUUAAUUGAAAAAACGUCACUCUGUUCCGCAUAGAAUAUUGCUUUAUAUGAUGCAAGGAAAACCAUUGUAGAACCCACAAGAUUCUCUCUGGUCUCUUAUACUCCUGACAAGACCCAUUCAAAAUGGAAAGAAUUUAUCGUCACUAGGUGCUGUCACAUCAGUCUGUCAGGUUCGUGUUCUCUGCUUGAUUUUUGAAGCUGACUCUUUUGAUGGACAACUCUAAUAUGAAUGCGCUAGUAGUUCAUCGUUAGUGGAGUGAAAUGUUCAGUUUUGUUAUCGAAGCAUUUGGCGUGUUCCUGCAGAAACCCUGACAGAGCUAACGUGCGGAAAUACGCCUUCAACUUUUCCCCAACUCGAUUUGUCUCUGCCGACGGGAAACUAAGAUAAACGGAUCACCCAGAUUGUAUGUAGCUGUGAUCUUGAUAGCGCGCAACAAGUUGAUGGUCGAUGCUCCAACAAGUAGAUUAUGUUGCCCUGACUAUUAGAUAAAGUAUAGCUUUUACUCAUGUUUACUCGCAAUGCCCUCUAUCGAAUCGCAAAAUAAAAAAAAUGGUUCGGUCGCGAUCUAUUGAUACUUUGUAUGCAAUACCUAUAUAUAACCAACAUACCACUGAACGUUAUUGCGUUGAAAGCUAGACAAGUUAAAUUUGCCAAUAAACAGCUUAUAUAUAUAUAUAUAUAUAUAAAGCGUAUGAUCAUAUUUUUGCACGUCUUAGUUGUUUACAAACAUACAUUUCGCCUAGGCGUGCCUUUUAAGGAGGAGGGCCGCGAUGGUCAAUGGUCUGUUUUCUUUAUGCUAUAUGCGAACGCGUCAAAAUAGAGUGCAAUUGAGCUAUCUACGUAUCGACGUACAGUUGAGCUGUGAUUAGUGCAUGCAGUGUAACCCGAAGAAAGAAACGGACUGAAAGCGAACGAUGUGGCUCGUGUACGCGCGCUGAUUUUAUAGUUGAAAGAAAAGCAGAAUUUCAAAUGGAUUUAAGAGGAAAACAGUGUUGUUGUUCUUGCAAAUGCGUGAUUACUAUCAAAAUAAACAAGAGAUGCUCAAAAAU